Molecule: messenger RNA, 4904 nt
Organism: Loxodonta africana (African savanna elephant)
Lineage: Eukaryota; Metazoa; Chordata; Mammalia; Proboscidea; Elephantidae
Gene: SLAMF6
Product: SLAM family member 6
Exons: 4
Coding region: 1-681 (226 amino acids)
Source: RefSeq, a predicted model, not a curated record
AUGUUAAAUAAUUCACUGCGCUGCACCUCCCUCCUCCUCAAAGGUGAAAGACACUUUUCACAGGGGGCUGAGCUGAGUCAUUUAUCCUUAAUCUGGGACUUUUCUGUGUACACAGGACAAACGAGGAACCUAAAAAUUACCAAUAGCACUGUACUGUUUGGGAAUAAGACCUGUGAGAUCAACCUGACCUGCUCUGUGGAGAAUCCAAAUGACAGUGUCUCAUUCACAUGGCAGCCCCUAGGAAGGAUGGGUCCAGACCUCACCAUCUCCUGGGACCCUGAGAUUUCCAAUGAACAGAACUACAGUUGCAUAGCUAAAAAUCCUGUCAACAAUUUAUCCUCCACUUUAAAAAAAAAAAAAAAAUUUUUUUUUUUUAAAUCUGCCAAGAGUCUCUGUAAAGGUAACAGUCUGCAUCAAGCUUCUCUAAGAGCCUUGACCAGGUAUCUUUUGUUUCUCUGCUCUGCAAGCCCAGUGUCUUGUCCUGUGUUAACAGCAGAGACCACAGGGAACAUAGAGUACAAUUUGGUGCCUCCAGGGAACACUGUGUAUGCUCAGGUCAGUCACCCAAACAAGGUGAGUUCUUUCAGCUUUAUACUCCUCCAUUGUCAUUAUUUUUACAGUCAUCAUUCACAAGCUGGUCUCCACAAUCAUCUGGCUUAUCCAAAUGACAUACGCCAUUGAGGGGAGGGGAAGAGAAGGCAGUGACCGGGGCUACAAAGUCAUAUGCGUGGCUGUUCUAGCCCCCACCUAAUGGAAUAUUUACUUAUACCCUGCUUUACACUGUUCCCUAAUUGCUUAAUGCAUUGAUAAGUUUUGUCCCUCCAGCUUAAUUACAAGCUGCCUUAGUGCAAAUUAUGUCUUCCCUCUCUUCCGCUAUGUCCUAGCAUGAUGCUCACUAAAUACUUCAGUUAGGUCUGAGAGUUUCCAAAUGGGACAGUUCCGUACCAGAGGCUUCUCACCCUGGAUAUAGGGGAACUGAGGGACCUCAGAAUCUGCUUCUGAGGGGAAGAGGGGCAAGAAUUUGCAACCCCUCCACAGUAGGAGACACUAACUACAGUAGCCCUCAAUCCUCCUCCCCUCUCUAGCAAGGUCAUAGGAUGGCCUCCAUCAAGCAUCAGGAAUCCCACCACCACCUCAAAAUAGAGCACCUGUGGUAGGACAUUUCUAAACAACACAGCACAUCCUGGGCAGGGAGGCAGUUGCCAUGUCUUCUAAAAAAUAAACCAAGAACAUUUGGUAUUCUCCAAUUGAUGAAAGCAACUGUCUAGCUAGGAAUCUUGGGUUUUCCAAGCAAAUUUUCCCUCCCUCAGCCCCCUCCUCUACCUUUGCAAAGUAUGCUCCUUGAAGAGAGGGGACAAGAAGGUAGCAUCUCACUUGUUCAGAUAUUUCUAUUGCUUUUCCAAUUUUCUCUUGAAGACCAGAUGAAUCACUCCCCAGCAAACCAAGAAGCUAAUCUCCAGAAAAUUUGCCAGCUUUUUCCUUAGCAAAAGACAAAACAACAAAAACCUGUACUUUGGAGAGUUUCAGAGGUCUUGAUGAUAUUCCAAACAUUCCUUAGUUAAUUUAAAGUGUUGAAACUUAUUGUCUCAGUCAUCUAGUGCUGCUAUAACAGAAAUACUACAGGUGGAUGGCUUUAACAAAGAGAAGUUUAUUCUCUCACAGGCCAGUAGGCUAAAAGUCGGAAUUCAGGGUGCCAGCUCCAGGGGAAAGCUUUCUCUCUCUGUCGGCUCUCAGUGCAAGAACCUCAGGUCCAAAGGACAUGCUGUGUUCCUGGUGCUGCUUUCUUGGUGGUAUGAGGUCCCCAACUCUCUGCUUGCUUACCUUUCCUUUUAUCUCUUGAGAGAUAGAAGGUGGUGCAGGCCACACCCCAGGGAAAUUCCCUUUACAUUGAAUCAGGAAGGUGACCUGAGAAAGAGUGUUACAUCCCACCCUAAUCCUUUUAACCACAGGCAGAGAUUAUGAUUUAUAACACACAGGAAAAUCACAAAAUGGAGGAAAACCACACAUGGCCUAACCAAGUUGACACGUAUUUUGGGGGGACACAAUUCAAUCCAUUACACUUAUUAAGCAGUUUUUUUCUUUUUUCUGGGGAUGAGGGGCCUCUGCUGUUAUUAGUGUACUGUGUGCUCCAUGUAGAGCCAGUCUUUAGGCCACUUGUUCUUAUUCUCCCGGUUCCCCAUGCUUGCGGAGUCUCCAGUAACAUGGUGACCAGGCAACUAGAAUAGCAGGACAAAACAGAGCAGGUAAUACCUUCAGUUAUUGCUUAGUAAAGGCCUGACAAAAGAUAAAAUAAAAUAGCCAUCUGGCAUACAAGUUUGUUCUUUAAAAGGGAGGAAGGAGAGCAGACUUGGAUGCAGGACAAGAAUGCUUCCUUCUCUUCACACAUUCUGUGCCUACAAGGCUGCUCUUCUGUCUGUCUCUGGUCCACUAGUUUGCUGGGAUGUUGUGCUUCUGUUUGGGGCUCAGGAAAUGCUACCAAAUCUGCGCAAGUUCAAGAGCAGGUGGUACCUGGGCUCUAGUUCCUUUUGCUAAACACUCCUUGAUCUUCCCCCUGAAGAACUUGGAUGUCUUCCCUCUUGUCACACACCCUUCCCCAAAAAUAUAUCUGUGCAUGAGUAUCUCUCUGUGUGAACCAUGUGGGUGUGAUUAUCUUUACAGAAAACAGAAAUUCCAAAACCUGUGACAAACAAGGAUCCAACCACAGUUUAUUCCACUGUUCAGCAGCCUAAAGGGUAAACCCAUGAUUCUCCCAUGUUCUUACAUUCUUACCCCUCUUCCCAGGCCUAUAACUUUGCAAAUAAAGUACUGGACAGCUAUUUUACAGAUAUACAAAUAUCAGCAAGAUCCAGAGAGUCUCAGGAUGUCACCAAAACAUAGCCAAGAUUUUUUAAUUUAAUUCUGCCUUAUACUAUCAAUACCCCUCCUCUCUGUGUUUUAGUGCUCUCUAGACUUCCCUCUACAUCCACAACAGGCAGCCUGAGGCUCCGGUCCCUAUUAACCCGCCUCAUCAUCUUCUUUUUUCCAUUUCCCAUUAGAAACCAUUACUUCCAGGGCAACUGCCCUGGACAAACAUCAUCUAAGUUGUUGAAAGGCAUCAAAGGAAUUCAGGAAUGGUCUCCUGAUCCCGUGGGAGAGACCAAAAAGCAGGAAGUUUGGUUUUCUGCCUGGCAACAGAAUCUGGACAUCUGGGAUUAAUUACCACUUCCAGUCCUUCAGACUUGAACCUGCUAAUCCAAAUCAAACACCUAAAGAGUAACAUCCUUUCCAGCAUUUAAUCCAAAUCACAUUUGCCAAUCUGCGCCAGGCCAAACUAUGCUUCAGGUGCCACACCUGCAUAUUGACUGUUUUCAUUGGUAACCAAACAAAUGGAGUUAUGGAUGACAGAUGGAUUAUAAUUCCAAAGACAAAGACUUCUCUUCUUUCAGAAAGCAUCAGGACUGUGACUUGUCGGGAGAGGGUAGAGCGUGUUGGUUAUAUGGGUAGUCUGUGGAGUUGGACCGGCCCAGGCUCAUAUACUCAUACACCAUGUGCCUUGGGACAUGUUAGCUAAUCUCUCAGAGCUUGCGACUCCUUUACUGAAAAAGGAGAAAAAAAAAGGAGGAGGGAGGUAAUACAUCAUCAGCCUGUCGCUGAAGCCAGAAACCUGAGUCAUUCCAGUCUCCAGCUUCUCUAUCACCAGGCCCUUUGGACUCUACCUCCAAAAUAUAUCUCAGAUUUAUCCACAUCUCUCCAACUUCUUGGCCACCAUCCUCUAUCCAACUACCACCAUCCCUAAUCUGAAAUACUACAAUAACCUUCAAAUUGCUCUCCUUACUUGUCCCCCUCGAAUCCAUUCUCCAGGAGACAGCCAGAGUAUUAUUUUUUUUUAAUAUAAAUCAUAUCCUUCCCUUGCCUGAUUAAAACCCUGCAAGGCUUCCCAUUGUACUAAGAAUGAAAUCCAGUCCCCAUGGCCCUGCAUGAUCCGGCCAUCUCCAGCCUCACUGGCAUCACUAUUCCUCCACCCACCCACUCUUUGUAUUUAGCCUCCCCGAUCUUCUUUCAGCUCCUCUAUUAGUGCCUAAAGGGCUUCCUCUGCCAGGCCCUUCCUCCUUAUACUUCAGGUCUCUGCUUAAAUGUCACCUUCAGCAGAGACCUCCCCAGCCUAUAUUAGGCUGGGUUCUCUAGAGGGUCGAAUCAGUGAUGUGUACAUAAAGAGAGAGAUUUAUUUCAAGGAAAUGGCUCACACAGUUAUGGAUGCUGGCAAGUCCCAAAUCUGUGGGUCAGGGGUCAGGCUGGAGGUUUUCCUGACUCAUGUGGUGGUGAACCCAAAAUCAACAGGUCAGAUAGCAGGCUGCUAGCUCACAGGACUGCGGGAGCUGACAAAUCCCCAAAUCUGCAGGUCAGACAGCAGACUGCUGGUUCAUGUCCCAAGAGCCGGAGCUCAGUCAGCUGCAGACGGAGUGAGAACAAGCUUUGGCAGAACAUCCACAUAUAUUGGAUGCAGGCCACACCCCACGGAAACUCACCUUUCAACUGAGUGGUUGCUUACAUCAGAUCACAAAAUGGAGGAUGAUUACUUAAUAGCUGCCAAACCACUGAGAACAAUGGCCUAGCCAAGUUGGCAUAACCUUAAUCAUCACAACAGGUCUAUCUAAAGUGGGCCCCCCAUUGUUCUGUCACACCUUGCAUGUCAUUUGUCGCAUGUACUUAAAUAUUUAUUUUUGUUUGUUUAAUUCCCAUUUCUCACAUUGUACUGUAAGCUCUUUGAGGGCAGACACCAUGACUGUUUUGUCUAUCACGUAUCAAUAAAUAUUUUUUUAAUAAAAAAAUAAAUAUGCAACGGGUUUUUUAAAUAAAACACCUGAAGCCCUUAGGGUAGUGCCUAGCGUAUAAAAGAUCUCUGCAAACAUUACCCAUCAUUGUUA